This is a messenger RNA of Pelobates cultripes (western spadefoot toad), 23059 nucleotides long. NCBI's taxonomy places the organism in Eukaryota, Metazoa, Chordata, Amphibia, Anura, Pelobatidae. The record is from the annotation of a GenBank genome assembly.
AAGAAAGGAGAGCAAUUAGAGGUAUGUUACCCUGUAUAAGCUGAGGACACAUAUGGUAACUAAGAAGCGUAUAGGACAACCUACGUUCGGGUUUUAAAGGGAAAACUGGAAUUGUAUGCUUCAUAGACAUCAAAAAAUGAAUCUUUGCAGAACAUUUUAAAACUUCUUAAAUUUCUCAAGACAUUCAGUGAUUUCCUUUUCUGGAAAGAGAAGAGAGAGGUAAAGCCAGCCUACAUUUCUCCCAGGAGACAAGAGAACAGAUGUGAUUCUGAAGGUUGAAUUCACAAGGGCAUUUGUUUACUGUAUAUUACACUUGCUCAUUUCAAACCCGUGGCAAACUAGUCAUAUCGCAUUUGCCAGAAAUCUAUUUUUUUUCUUUCAGAGAACGUCUCCUUUAUCAGAUGGUAGCAUAGUUACCCUAUUCACCUUGUUAAUUAUUAACUACAAUGGCCUACCCCAUAUGAGGUCAUUAAACAGUCCACCUGCAAGCCGAUUCAAAAUCACCUGUAUAUGUUGUAUUAAGGAGUGUUUCAAGCAUGUGAACUUUGAUCUUCACUCUGGAAUAUUCAGCUUCCUCGACUGUCUGCCAUUUUCUCCAUCAUGGCCCUUAGUCGAGCAGGGCUUGGCCGCUGCUCCUGCUGCUUCUGGUUGGCAGUCGCUUUUGAUGUCUUUGGUUUGGCUGUUCUCUUGAUCGGGGUCUUUGCCAAUGUCUUCUUCUACGACUUUCUCAUCUAUGCUGGGGCUAUAGUAAUUUUCCUUAGCCUAAUUUGGUGGGUAUUCUGGUACACAGGGAAUAUUGAAGUACCCCCAGAAGAACUAGCUGACGAUGUGGGACUUAAAAAGGGAAAUGGCGUCUUGGGGCUAGUCAGAACACUGUCUGGGCGUCUUUCUAGCAGUUUCAGAAAAAGCCGUGGACCACGAACUCCCACACAGGGACGGAGAGAGAGCCCUAGGCCUAAACAAAAUAAAAAGGAGAUCCCAGUCAUAGUACCCAUGACACAUCACCUGAACAGCGUGUCAUCCUCUGUGGAAAAAGAAAGAAGGAAUAUGGCAGGUCACCGUUCAAUUCACACUUCUCCCAUAUAAUAACAACUAUACACAGGUGAGAAAUUAAAUUCUAUAGGUUUCAAACAUAUUGGACUUAUUCCAAUACAACAAACUGGAGUGUAAAAUGUAAUUGACAGAUGAAUUAGGAUUAAUUUUGCUACCCACAGAGAGAAAAAAUUUCAUAUGUAUUUUUCAGUCUAAUGACUACAGAACUAGUGAGCAUAAGUCAGAAUAAAGGAAUAUACGAUCUAUAACAGCUAUGGAAAUUGUGUGUUUGGAAGAGACUUUUACCUUUGCCUCUUUUUGUUUUAACUCUGAACUGUGAACUGAGGUGAGCUGACGAUCAAGUUACAAACAUUUAGGUCAAUAUUGCAAAGUUGGAAAUGUAUUAAAGCUUAGCUGUUUUUGCCUGAAUUUUGCAACUGUGCAGUCAACUCACUGGUUAAUGAAUAAAUUAUUUAAUUCCAUUCAGACAUAUUGUAAAGUAUAAUUUUCCUAUAAGUAGAUAUUAGGAAGAAAUUAUUUGCACGAAAACAAAAUGAAGAUAUAAAACUAAGAAUUUGGCAUUCGCAAAAUACACAUAAAAGGUGAAAUGAUAAUACUGAUCUGCCCUGUCAUAUUUAUAUGUAUAAAUAGUAUGAAAAACAGAUGGUUUACUAAUGUCAAAACGUAUUGUUAAAGGGCCAUUUUAGUGUUUAGUAAUAACCCCCUCCUUCUUUACUACAAUAUGUAGAUAACACAUUGAGAAAUGUGCAAAAAAACUAUUAACUAAUUAAAGAUGCAUUCUGUGUUCCUGACGCUUCUGCUAACUUAGUGCAUUAAAAAAAGCUGAUGCAUAAACGGAUACCGAUAAUUAUAUCGGUAUUAAAAGAAAUACAAUUCCACUUUUCCAAGGUUAUUCACAACCUUGUUUACAGUUGUGCCAAGCCCCCAACCACGCGUGCUAAGCACUUAUAAGCCACUGUAUGCAGUGAUUGUGGAUCUCUAUGCAGCAGAACCUGUACAAUGACUUAAAGGGACACUGUGGGCACCAUAACAACUUCAACAAAUUUAAAUGAUUAUGGGGCCUGGAGACCACAGUUAACUCAACAGUUAUCAGAGACACUCAGUUCCAGGCAGUCUGAAGCCCAGCCUCCAGUAUGGUGGAGACAGAGCUCAAUUUUAUACUAGUUUAUACCAGGGAUUGGGACAGUGAUUGGCUGAGAGUGCUGAGAGUCAGCCAAUCAUUGCCUGCUCUCCUUGAUAUAGUGUGAAGCAGAACAUAGCUUCAUUUAUGUCAUAUUGUCAUUAGACACCAGGUUUUAGACUGACCGUGGCAGAGAAUCUCUACUCUACAUUGAGUGAACUGUUUAGUAAUAAUGUGGAGACUCCAGGCACCAUAACCACUUUAAUUUAUUGAUGUGUUUAUGGUGCCUACAUUGUUCCUUCAAAGUCUUUGAGGUACUUAGAAUGACCCUUUAAAUUCACAAUUCAGGUUAGUGGUUGAAAAUGAAUCUGCAUUGUUAUACAACUAAGCAAUGCAUAGCAGAUAUAUAACAAUUGUUGAAGACUGUCCAGGUAUCUGAAAGUUUAAUAAAACAAACAUUUAUCUACUUUGCAGGUACUGCAAAAGUAAGCUUUAAUAUAUUCUUAAUACAUAAUUUCUAGAUUUUAUACAUGCAUAUAAUAUAAAUAGUGGCAAUAUGUUUUUUUUUCUCUUUUACUGGUAUCUUCCCAAUUAAAUAAACUUACUAUUUAUAAGAAGGCAUAUCUUGUUUAGAUAUUUUCUGUUAUACGUAUAUCUCUAGUAUAUUGUUUAUUUUAAACGCAUUUUAAUUUUUCAACAUUAAUCAAAAAAAUAUUGUAUAAUUACCUAUUCUCAACUUGUUUAGAAAAGUUUUUAUAGCAUGUUCUAUACAGCAGAAUUUUGUAGCUGCAAAAAAGAAUAUAUUGCUUUAGCUACUUUGAAUCAAAGAUGUAAUUUACUGAGGAGAUCAAUGCUUAUUGGAAUGGUGGAAAAUCAAAUUUUGUUAUCAAAGAUAACCAUUGAAAUGUCACUGGUCAUUUUCUCCAUUUCUAAGAAAUUUACACUGGACCUACUAUCACUACAGGAAUAAUCAUAAAUAAUUAUUUUCCCAAAUAAAUGUAUAGUGACAAACUGGAGGUGCUGUUUGUGACACCUUUCUAAUUUAUAUACACUCUAUGGAAUUGUAUUUAUGACUGAAUAGAAGAUUAAAGUUGAGAAUGUUUUCGGAUUAUCUUUUCACUGGUAAACAUGAUAUUAUGGUAGUAGCUGGGGUAGAAAUUAUGAAUUCAAGAUAAUGAUGCUGGUCAUAAUUCUAAUCUCAAACUUAUAAAUGAAUGAUAAUGACAAGUGACAUUAAACAAAUUGCUCUUUUAAAAGGAAAGGGUCAUUAAAGGACUGGGUCAUUAAAGUGGGUCAUUAACAAAACUGCAAAGCCAUCAGUGAGCUUCUAGAGUGUCGUAUUGGCAUAUAAUUGUGCAAAACCAUUGAUUAUACACAGUCCCCAGCAUGGCGGAAUUUAGAGUUAAAAUAGAAAGAUAAUUAUCUCCUGGACAGGCUUACAGCUCUGAUACAUAACACUACACAGUCUUUUGAUAAGGUAUGGUACCCGUGGGAGAACCUCGGAGGUUGAGGAGGAGAGGGGAGUUGAAGGUGUAUUGUCUCUGGUCUCAUAAUGGGUUCUCUUUUAUUUUCUUUUGUUUUUUAUUUUACUUAGGUUUUUUUCUUAAUGUAUGCUUUUAUGUUUAUUUAGGUAUCGUCAUUGUACCUUAUUAUUUUGUUGAUUGCCUCUCUUUUGGUUUUUAUUUUACUUAGGUUUUUUUCUUAAUGUAUGCUUUUAUGUUUAUUUAGGUAUCAUCAUGGUACCUUAUUAUUUUGUUGAUUGCCUCUCUUUUGGUUUAACUCAAAUUAUUGUUUCUCCUGCACCUAGACAAUCUAUAUACAGGGAGUGCAGAAUUAUUAGGCAAGUUGUAUUUUUGAGGAUUAAUUUUAUUAUUGAACAACAACCAUGUUCUCAAUGAACCCAAAAAACUCAUUAAUAUCAAAGCUGAAUAUUUUUGGAAGUAGUUUUUAGUUUGUUUCUAGUUAUAGCUAUGUUAGGGGGAUAUCUGUGUGUGCAGGUGACUAUUACUGUGCAUAAUUAUUAGGCAACUUAACAAAAAACAAAUAUAUACCCAUUUCAAUUAUUUAUUAUUACCAGUGAAACCAAUAUAACAUCUCAACAUUCACAAAUAUACAUUUCUGACAUUCAAAAACAAAACAAAAACAAAUCAGUGACCAAUAUAGCCACCUUUCUUUGCAAGGACACUCAAAAGCCUGCCAUCCAUGGAUUCUGUCAGUGUUUUGAUCUGUUCACCAUCAACAUUGCGUGCAGCAGCAACCACAGCCUCCCAGACACUGUUCAGAGAGGUGUACUGUUUUCCCUCCUUGUAAAUCUCACAUUUGAUGAUGGACCACAGGUUCUCAAUGGGGUUCAGAUCAGGUGAACAAGGAGGCCAUGUAAUUAGAUUUUCUUCUUUUAUACCCUUUCUUGCCAGCCACGCUGUGGAGUACUUGGACGUGUGUGAUGGAGCAUUGUCCUGCAUGAAAAUCAUGUUUUUCUUGAGGGAUGCAGACUUCUUCCUGUACCACUGCUUGAAGAAGGUGUCUUCCAGGAACUGGUAGUAGGACUGGGAGUUGAGCUUGACUCCAUCCUCAACCCGAAAAGGCCCCACAAGCUCAUCUUUGAUGAUACCAGCCCAAACCAGUACUCCACCUCCACCUUGCUGGCGUCUGAGUCGGACUGGAGCUCUCUGCCCUUUACCAAUCCAGCCACGGGCCCAUCCAUCUGGCCCAUCAAGACUCACUCUCAUUUCAUCAGUCCAUAAAACCUUAGAAAAAUCAGUCUUGAGAUAUUUCUUGGCCCAGUCUUGACGUUUCAGCUUGUGUGUCUUGUUCAGUGGUGGUCGUCUUUCAGCCUUUCUUACCUUGGCCAUGUCUCUGAGUAUUGCACACCUUGUGCUUUUGGGCACUCCAGUGAUGUUGCAGCUCUGAAAUAUGGCCAAACUGGUGGCAAGUGGCAUCGUGGCAGCUGCACGCUUGACUUUUCUCAGUUCAUGGGCAGUUAUUUUGCGCCUUGGUUUUUCCACACGCUUCUUGCGACCCUGUUGACUAUUUUGAAUGAAACGCUUGAUUGUUCGAUGAUCACGCUUCAGAAGCUUUGCAAUUUUAAGAGUGCUGCAUCCCUCUGCAAGAUAUCUCACUAUUUUUGACUUUUCUGAGCCUGUCAAGUCCUUCUUUUGACCCAUUUUGCCAAAGGAAAGGAAGUUGCCUAAUAAUUAUGCACACCUGAUAUAGGGUGUUGAUGUCAUUAGACCACACCCCUUCUCAUUACAGAGAUGCACAUCACCUAAUAUGCUUAAUUGGUAGUAGGCUUUCGAGCCUAUACAGCUUGGAGUAAGACAACAUGCAUAAAGAGGAUGAUGUGGUCAAAAUACUCAUUUGCCUAAUAAUUCUGCACUCCCUGUAUUCUUGGAGGCACCUUUCAGGUUAUAUACCUCUAUAUGCACUCUAUUACUGUACACUGUAGAUCUUUGGAUCUUCUUGAUUGCAUGUGGAGUUUCUCUUGCACCUCGACAAUCCUUAUAUUCAUGAAUGCAUCGGUUAGUUUGUGUUAUAUAUAUACUUUAUUACUGUACAUUGCAGAUCUGUAGGUCUUCGUGAUUGAAGCUUAUUUAUGGCUUUGUUGAAAACAUGGGUACAUUGUAUGAUGGAUUUUGUGCUACUGUUUGUACAUUUAUGUGUGCCUGUACUUAUUUAAAGAAUUUAAAAAUACCCGCUAAAAAAACAUCACUGUUUAUAAAGAUGUGCGGAAGUUUUAGUUUUUUCUCCAUGAGUGAUUUUUUUUUUCAUCUUGCUUUCUUAUUUAUAAUGAGUCCAGCUGAUGGGCCAAAGGCCUUUUCCUUAAAAAUAUGUAUUUUUUGCAUUUUACAAAUAAAAUAAUCAUUUACGAAUAUAAUUCAAUAAAAGGCCCACACGUUUUUUUGUUUUUUUGCUACAGCUCAUGCAGGCAUUGAACAAUUACACUGAACAAAAUUCUAAAUACAACAGUUUUGUUUUUGCCCCCAUUUUUCAUGAGCUGAACUCAAAGAUCUAAGACUUUUUCUAUGUACACAAAAGGCCUAUUUCUCGCAAAUAUUGUUCACAAAUCUGUCUAAAUCUGUGUUAGUGAGUACUUUGCCGAGAUAAUCCAUCCACCUCACAUGUGUGGCAUAUCAAGAUGCUGAUAAUACAGCAUGAUUAUUGCAAAGAUGUGCCUUAGGCUGGCCACAAUACAACGCCACUCUAAAAUGUGCAGUUUUUUCACACAGCACAAUGCCACAGAUGUCGCAAGUUUUGAGGGAGCAUGCAGUUGGCAUGCUGACUGCAGGAAUGUCCACCAGAGCUGUUGCCCAUAUAUUGAAUGUUCAUUUCUCUACCAUAACCCAUCUCCAAAGGCAUUUCAGAGAAUUUGGCAGUACAUCCACCCAGCCUCACAACCGCAGACCAUGUGUAACCACACCAGCCCAGGACCUCCACAUCCAGCAUCUUCACCUUCAAUAUCGUCUGAGACCAGCCACCCGGAAAGCUGCUGCAACAAUCGGAUUGCAUAACCAAAGAAUUUCUGCACAAAGUGUCAGAAACCGUCUCAGGAAAGCUCAUCUGCAAGCUUGUCCUCCUCAUCAGGGUCUCAACCUGACUGCAGUUCGUCGGCAUAACCGACUUUAGUGGGCAAAUGCUCACAUUCGAUGGCACCUGGCACUUUGGAGAGGUGUUAUUUUAAAGGAUGAAUACUGGUUUUCACUUUACAGAGGAGAUGGCAGGCAGCAUGUAUGGUGUCGUGUGGAUGAGCGGUUUGCUGAUGUCAACGUUGUGGAUCGAGUGGCCCAUGGUGGCGGUGGGAUUAUGGUAUGGGCAGGAGUGUGUUAUGGACAAUGAAUACAGGUGCAAUUUAUGGAUGGCAUUUUGAAUGCACAGAGAUACCAUGACGAGAUCCUGAGGCCCAUUGUUGUGCCAUUCAUCCACGACCAUCAACUCAUGUUGCAGCAUAAUAAUGCACGACCCCCUGUUGCAAGGCUCUGUACACAAUUCCUGGAAGCGAAAAACAUCCCAGUUCUUGCAUGGCCAGCAUACUCAUCGGACAUGUCACCCAUUGAACAUAUUUGGGAUGCUCUGGAUCGACGUAUACGACAGUGUGUUCCAGGUCCUGCCAAUAUCCACCAACUUCGCACAGCCAUUGAAGAGGACCAACAUUCCACAGGCCACAAUCAACAACCUGAUCAACUAUAUGCGAAGGAGAUGUGUUGCACUGCAUGAGGCAAAUGGUGGUCACACCAGAUACUGACUGUUUUUUUCAGACCCCCCCGUAUCCUCCCAAUACAGUUAAACUGUACAUUUUAGAGUGGCUUUUUAUUGUGGCCAGCCUAAGGCACACCUUUGCAAUAAUCAGGCUGUCUAAUCAGCAUCUUGACCUGUGAGGUGGAUGGAUUAUCUCGGCAAAGGAGAAGUGCUCACUAACACAGAUUUAGACAGAUUUGUGAACAAUAUUUGCGAGAAAUAGGCCUUUUGUGUACAUAGAAAAAGUCUUAGAUCUUUGAGUUUAGCUCAUGAAAAAUGGGGGCAAAAACAAAACUGUUGUGUUUAUAAUUUUGUUCAGUGUUAAUGUCUCUUCUGUUUCAGCUUUUGUGUAUAGAAUUUCAUCUAUUCAUACUUGUGGUGUUAUAAAUACAAACUAAUUCCUUAAGUGAAGUGUUUAUGAUUAUAAUUUUGCCUUCAUGUAAAUAAAACCUUAUUUGGGAUUUUAAAAAUAUCUGCAGACAUGUUGUCAGAUUAGAUGGCUCCCCUCUUGUUUUGGUGAACUGUACUCACAUACCUAUCUCUUGCGCUCUCCUAAAGAGCAGCACUCUACUCUCUCCUCCAGCUCUGCUUCACUCCCACCUUAUUUGAUUGCCAUCUCCAUUCCUAUUGUGUUUUAUACCCCACCUCCUCUAGACUGUAAGCUUGUUUCAGCAGGAUCCUCUUCAACCUAUUUUUCCUGUAAGUUUUUUUUAAUUGUCUCGUUUAUUGUUAAAUCUCCCCCUCCUAUAAUAUUGUAAUGCACUACGGAAUUUGUUGGUGCUAUAUAAAUGCCGAUAAUAAUAAGAAUAAGAAUAAUAUUACAUUUAGUAGGGAACCUCACAACUUGCAAAGUUAUAGAAGUUGCUGAAUUAAGGUUCUACCGAUAUAUUUUUUAGUAGAAAUGCAGGAUUUUUGGUAGCUUGCUUUUUCCGGUGUAAUAUCUUGGGGUAGCCUUUCAAACUCAACAAAUUAUGUGAUGUCACCAUGGCAAUUUGAACCUGUUGUAGAGAUAAGACGUCUGAGGAAGAUACAGCCUUUAACCUUUGAGAUUGUGACAGUGGCAGAGGGAUCGGAGCAGGGGAACAAUGGAAGUGCUCAUUACAUGUUUAAUUUGCCUUAAUGUUCAUUAUAUCCUCCACAUUACUAUCUGCAUAUUGCUAUGAAUAUAUGAAUGACAGAGAAACACUUUAGUAUUACGUAUAAAUGCAACGUUGUAUUCCUAACACAAAACUGUUCCUUUAAACAUACGUUGUGAAGUAUCUAUCUUUGCCAACUGUGUGUCCCUAGGCUAUGGCUGAUAAACUGUGUGCAGUUACCUAUUUCUAGGCCCUAGCAAUGAUCUCUGUUUUCUACCUGUGACCAGCUAUUAUUAGGGUAGGACGCACAUAUACAUUUAUUUGGCUCUGACAAUGUCUCUUGUCCAUACAAAAUGGGAGUGAUCACAUCACACAGACUUUUAGCUACCUGAAUUUAAUUAAAUUUCUAUUUAAUAUUUACAAAUCACAAUAGUUUGGUUUUACUUGGACAUCUAAUAGUUUUAUUUUCAACCAUUUUGCUGUAUCUUGGUAUGUUUGUUCUUGUUGUUGUUUUUUGUUUGUUUUUUUUAGUUUGUGCUGUCCUUUCUUUCAAUACCUCCCUCUAUCUUCGCAUUCCUUCAUGUUGUUAAUUUAGUUUUUCUUAGUUUUACUAGAUCACCUUCUUCAUGAGAUUAGUUUCAUGGGCACAGUAAGUUUUCACACUCUGUUUGCAAAAACCUUGUCUGUUCACUCUAAGCAAAUUGUUUUCUUUCUUUUCCCCAUAAACAUUUUAUUGGUUGGAUGAACAGAGUGGUACAGAACCUUGAUAAUUAAAUCAGCGGCAAUAACAAUGUUAUGUUUAACACAGCUUCAUAUUCAGUCCUAUCCAAAUGUAAUUUAGUUUUAUGUAAAAAUGACAAAGAAGGGGCAUGAUUAUAUAUAUUUUUAUUUCUCUCUCUCAUCUUGAGAUCUUACAUAGAUAAAUAAUUACAUAGCUGAAAAGAGAGUUGCGUCCAUCAAGUUUUUGCUGUUGAUCCAAAAGAAUGCAAAAAACCUAGUCUGAAGCAUUUCCAAUUUUGCAACAAACUAGGAAAAAAUUCCUUCUUGACCCCAAAAUGGCAGUCAGAUAUCUCCUUGAAGAAACAAAUACUUAAACAGGGAGUUGGUGUAAACAACCUUUUCACUAUUAAGUAAAUAGUGCAGCGCCUUAAGUGUGAUAUCAGGACAAGCAAAAUAUACAAUGUGCACUUACCCCUCACAACAAACAGGGGAUAUACAUGUAAAAUAAACAUACAGAAAUUUAUAUAGGGUAAUAUUGUUUGUUAUAAGUAAUAAUUUUGUAAAAUACAUUGGGUAGAGAAAAAACUCACAUUUUAAAGAGCCUUUUAUGGAGAUACAGGCUCUAAACACUUUUGCGUCUGUGCCUUUAAGGUAGGCAGCAACACCUAAACGGUGGAACUCGUUCCUCUUUUUUAAGCAAAUAGUUUAUCUCCAAAAGGAACAAAAAAGGAGAAAGGGAACUCUGGGUGCAGAUUAAAUUUAGACAUUGGUACACAGAUAAAAUAGUGGUCAGUGCUCACCUUCUAAUGAGCCUUUUGAUAACUGUCUCUAAGUAUAAAUGGUGUAUGUGUCAAUUUAAUGGGAUUACACCACCCACAACUGGAUCCAAAGAGCAAAGUGGAGUUAGAGGUAAGUAUAUUAAAAUUGAUUUAUUCAAACAUAAAAAUAAAAGUAUAUAUGUAUAUAAAAAAAAGAUAAUGAACAAUAAAUACGUCAAGCUCCUUCCUCUCCUCUCAUACCAAAACGCGUUUCGCCUUUAGUGUCGGCUUCCUCAAUUGGUAUGGUGCUCUUCCCUCAAUGUCCGGGUUUGAUAUCCUUGGGUCAAGCAGCUAUUACCGUACUAAUUAGAAAUUAUAUCCCUGUAUGUUAUGUUUUUAUUUAUCCAAUUGCUGUUUAAACACCUGUACGGACUCUAAUAAAACCACCACUUCAGGCAGAGAAUUCCAUAUCCUUAUUGCUCUUACUGUAAAAAAAACUUUCCUUUGCCUUAGAUGAAAUCUCCUGUCUUCCAGCCUAAAUGUGUGACCUCGUGUCCUAUGUAUAGUCUUGUUUAUGAAUAGAUUUCCAGAUAAUGGUUUGUACUGGCCCCGAAUAUAUUUGUAUAAUGCUAUCAUAUCCCCUCUGAGGCACCAUUUUUCUAGAUUUUAAUUUUUUAAACCUUUCUUCGUAACUAAAGUGUUCCAUUCCUUUUAUCAAUUUUGUAGCUCAUCUCUGUAUCGUAGAGGACGUGGAGAUGUAAAUAAAUGCACUGCCCAACCUGCAUUCAGAUUUUUUUUUAAAUUUAUUUUUGUAAUUACAUUUUUCUGCAGUGGCUACAAUCUCAAAAAUCACAGAUGCCAUGACAAAAACAAUAAUAACAAUAAUAAUCAUAACAAUUUGACGUAAAGAAAAAUUCAUAGAUUUUAAGCUGGAUAGCUUUACGGUCUACUUGCUAUUUUAAAAGCACUGUACAUGCCCUUUUCUUCUGAUUGAUAAAUGUCAGAUCCAAGUCAAUACAAAGGUAUAGUUAGUGGGCUUUGAUGAUGUAUAGAUGUGAGAAAAUGGCUACUUAAUAACUACAGCCAUUGAUGCUGGAUUAUUUUUAUAUAUGUAAGGCUGAAGGUUUAAUAUGUCCCCAGGAUCAAUAUCAGCAGCUAGUUGAGUCACCAGCAAGAAACCUGGCAUAGCUGUCAAGAAUGAAUAUGUUAUAUUAUCUAAAUAGGUAUGUUAUCUAUAUUAUAUAGCAUUUAUCAACAUACAAAUAAAGGAGAAUUUGGGGACAUUGACCAUAACCUAGGGUAAUAAAGUAAAAUGACAAAAUGGCAACAGCAACCUGGAAUGCUCUCCUGCAAAGUGUUUUAUUUAAAAGUAUCAACUUCACCAGGCUAAGGGCAUAUUAUGGUUGCUCCAAUAGGACAUUCCCCGGUAAUGCGGCUAACCAUUUUAUAAUGUCCUUUCCUGAUCCUGCCAUACACUGGGUCUCCUCUGUGGUCAGCUUUACGGCAUUCAGCUUCUGCUGAGCCACAAAAGCCGGUUGAUGAUCCUGACUCUCAUUCAUUGGCUGAAAGUAUCAAAUGACCACUAUUAGCCAAUGACCGAAUAUUUGUGCAUUGAAAUUUGUACAUAACUGACAUUUGCCAGCCCAGAACAUUUGUUCUGCUCUGAAUGAUGAUGCUGCGAGAGUUCCAUCUCUGGCGACAAAGGGGUUAAACUAUGUAUGUACAGUGUUUAACAGUGAAACGCUGUGCCUACAGACUCCAGACACCAUGACCACUUCAAAUUACUGAAGUGGUUAAGGUGCUUGGAGGAACCCUUUAAGUGUAAUGUUAACAGCGUAAUGAAAAGAGAGGUUCUGCACACAAACUAAAUAUUAGUCAAGUGAGUUACAGAGCCACUAUAUCUCCAAAUACAUUUACACAUUGACCUCUGAUAUUCUGGGAAGGGCAGAGAGCGUGGAUAUAGAGAAUGUUUGUUAAUUAGUUACAAUCAUUGAUUAAAAACAAUGGGCGUCGUACAGAAAAGGGAAUACUUUUAAUGAUUUAGCAUGUAACGCAAUGCUCAUAUACUCACAAUAUUUAAAGCACAUUCAAGCUGUGAGGCUUUGCAUUUAAUAGCAUAUAUACAGUAUCUCACAAAAGUGAGUACACCCCUCACAUUUUUGUAAAUAUUUUAUUAUAUCUUUUCAUGCCACAACACUGAAGAAAAUUCUCUGAAACUGCUAUGUUUAUAAAAAAAGGGUUAAUCCUAGAGGGACCUGGCACCCAGACCACCUAGAGUGGUCCUUUAAUGUCUAAACUACUAGUCAGGCCUAAAAGUUACUCCUCACUGCAAGCCCAGAGGGUCCAUUGCACACUAAACGAGAAAUUUUGAGCUAAAUGACUUUUUGUAACCUUGCCACUAUACAAUUUUUUUCCAGCAAGGUCUGCUAAAUUGACCCCUUUGUGUAUGUGUGUGUAAAGUGACAGUUUAUAUCAGAGUUUCCGUGUAAACAAUAUUAAUGAGGAUGAUUACAGUGUUCCUCUGUUUGUUCAUUGUUCGUAUGUGUUCACACCAUUGCACGUCAGUGUUUAUGCCAGUGUUCCUGUCUGCGUGCAGUGCCAGAGUAUAUUCAUCUCAAUGAUUGAGUGAGUAGUCUGCUCAGAACCAUCCCUAAAUUUACAGUUAUCAUGCUUUCUGUCCCACAAGCGAUCCCAGUUGUUACACCAGUCAAUGCUGCAACUUAUUGUAAUUGUUCUAAGAUGCUUUUAGGCCAUUAGCCCAUGAGCAACUUAGGCAGUGUGGCAGCAAAGGGUAGUUAAGGGUUGAAAUUAGAUGUGCUUAAUGGUGCAAUGUGGGGAAUGCAGGUUUUUUUGAUUUGCAGCAGGCCGCACGAGGACGGAAAUGUUCAGUAUAUAAGUGAACUGUCAGUAGGUGUUAGGUGCAGUGCAAUGUAGUUUCAUUUUUAUUUUAUUCUUUUUAUCAUGGUGUUUUUGUGUUAAAGGGACACUAUAGUCACCAGAACAACUACAGCUUAUUGUAUUUGUUCUGGUGAGUAGAAUCAUUCCCUUCAGGCUUUUUGUUGUAAACACUUUCUUUUCAAAGAAAAGUGUUUACAUUACAGCCUAGGGGUAAUUCCACUGGCCACUCAUCAGAUGGCUACUAGAGGUGCUUCAUGGGGCAGUGCUGCACAGUGAGCAGUACUGCCAUUCAGUGUCUCCACCCUCUGCAUGCAGACACUGAACUUUCCUCAUAGAGAUGCAUUGAUUAAAUGGAUCUCUAUGAGGAGAUGCUGAUUGGUCCGGGCUGUGUUUGACUAGUGCUGGCUCUGCCCCUUAUCUGCCUCCUUGACAGUCUCAGCCAAUCCUAGGGGGAAGCAUUGUGAUUGGCUCACACCACCACUUCUGAGACAGACAGCAGGUUGAUUAAUUAAGUUAAAUUAAUCAAGUUUAUAUUAAAACAAAUGUAUGUGUGUGUGUGUGUGUGUGUGUAUGUAUGUGUGCAUGGGCGUCCGCAGGGGGGGCAACUGAAAACAGAUCAGAUAAGUGAGACAUGCGGGGGAGGGCAGCCUGCACAUCAGAUAAAUGAGACAUGGGGGUAGGGCAGACUACAGAUCAGGUAAAUGAGAGAUGGGGGAGCAGACUACAGAUCAGAUAAGUGAGACAUGGGGAGGCAGCCUACAGAUCAGAUAAGUGAGACAUGGGGAGGGCAGACUACAGACAGGUAAGUGAGAGAUGGGGGGCAGACUACAGAUCAGAUAAGUGAGACAUGGGGAGGGCAGCCUACAGAUCAGAUAAGUGAGUGGGAGGGCAGACUCAGAUCAGUAAGUGAGAGAUGGGGGCAAACUACAGAUCAGAUAAGUGAGACAUGGUGACUACAGAUCAGAUAAGUGAGACAUGGUAGAGGGGAGGGCAGACUCAGAUAAGUGAGACAUCAGGGAGGGGUGAGACAUGGGGGCAGCCAGUACAGAUCAGGAAUGAGACAGAAAGUGAGGAUGGAGGAGCAGACUGCAGGGGCAGAUACCUACACAUCCACGGCAGCCUACAGAUCAGGUAAGUGAGGCAUGGGGGGCAGCCUACAGAUCAGGUAUGAUGCAGCCUAAAGAUCAGGUAGUGAGGAUUGGGGCAGCCUACAAAUCAGGUAAGUAGUGAUGGGGGCAGCCUACAGGAAGGUAAAGUAGAAGGAACAGAAAUUAGCAGAAAAUAUAUACAAUGCCACAGAAUAAUAUAUACAUAAAAUCAAGAUAACCACAAUUAGUGCAGGCAGAGUAUACUUAAACAGUCCUUUGGUAAGUAAAGUACUUGGGCAGGAUUGUGCAGCCACCACUAGAAAUAGGUGGGACACAGAUCCUAAGCCACAAAGCCAGGAAGCAAAGCCCGAAGCAGGACAAACGAACAAGGCUGCAGGGUAAGGAUCACUGGUAAUUAGGCAGAUGACAGGAACACUGAACUAGAACACAGGAUCGGGAAGCACAGGAACGCAGGACCAGGCAAGACAGGAUACAGGAUCAAGGAGCAAAGAGUCAGAAUCUCAGGAACCAGGAAACAAAAACCAAGGAACAAGAAACAGGAGACAAGAGACAAAGAUCUGACAAGGAGUGAGGGGAGAAACCAGACUAUAUAGGUGCUAAACAAGGACCAGGUGAAGUGCUAAUGAAAAGAAAUUAGGAACAGUGCCAAACAGUGAUAGUGGUGCGUGUGGGUACUGCACAAGUACAAAUCAAAUAAGGAGUGUCGUGACAGAAGGACAAGUGAAGUGAUCCCUCCACUUCAUUCUGGACACCACAUCAUAAGGCUUUGGUAUCUGGGCCUGGCAGGAAACUUUAAACCUUCUCAUCUCCCCAGGUAAAAAACAUAUCAGUGUUAAUGUGUUCACUUUUAUUUACUGAGUGCUGGGUAGGGGUGCCGCUGAUUGGCUACACCGUUCAGCUGGCACUCUAAGCCAAUCAGUAGCUCCCCAUUCAUAAAAAUUUAAAAAGAAUUAUGAAUCGGGAACUAGCAAUUGACUUAGAGCGUCAGCUCUAGCCAAUCAGUGGCACCCAUGCCUGACGUUAAUCUGCACUUCCUGAAUAUCACUGAUCGACCUGUAGAUCCGGAGCUGGAGGAAGCCUUUGGGGUUAAACAAUUUGAGAGCGGUUUCACUCCUUAAAGGAAAGAGAGUGCCAAGGGGCCUCCUUGCAUCAUAGCAUUUUCAUUUAGAUUAAGUUGUUAUGAUGACCAGAAUGUUCUUUUAAUUUGAUUAAAGGAACACUACAGUGUCAGGAAAACAAAUAAGUAUUCCUGACACCAUAGUUGUGAAAACUCUAUUCACCCUGGCUUUAUGUGAUAAUGACUAUGCUCCUCCCCUUCCUGACACUGUCAAAAAGGGGCCAAGCAUGGAUGUCAUUACAAUUAUGCCCCACCCUGGAAAAAUUCCUGCGGACGCCAAUGUAUGUUUGUGUGUGUGUGUGUGUGUGUAUAUAUAUAUAUAUUUAUAUAUAUAUAUAUAUAUAAAAAAAAUACAAAUAAGGUGCACUCUCAGGUCUUAACAAGUGCUUAAUUUAUUUCAAUUGCAAAUUACAUGUGCAAAAAUUUUUUUGGGGUGAUCUACGUUUCGACCCCUAUAGGGCCUUUUUCAAGAUCAAUUAUAUCAUAUAUCAAGUGAAUAUAUAUAGAUAAAUGUUAAUAAACACUUACCAAAAGAAUGGAAUACGAGUUGAACCAAAAGUGGAUACCCCGAAGAUAUACUUACCACUUAUAUUCCACACAGGUUCUACACAAAUUCGUAAAUCUAUUGAUAGACACUGGGACAUGCUUGGCGCUGACAAACAGUUGUCUUCUAUAUUUCGUGAGAAACCAACCAUCAGUUACAAAAGAAAUAGGAAUUUAAGGGACAUUCUAAUUCGGAGUGACCCUACACAGAACUAUAAGAAAACUGCAAUACAGAAGAAACACGGAUGCUACAAAUGUAGUGGUUGUGUUACCUGUAGCCAUAUGAUUUCCGGCAACUCCUUUGCUCAUCCUCACAGUGGAAAAAGAAUAGCUAUUUCACAUUACAUUACUUGUACAACGGAUCAUGUAAUUUAUCUUAUAACAUGUCCUUGUGGAUUAUCUUAUGUAGGGAAGACGGACCUUACCCUCCGAGAUCGCAUCCGCGGACACAGGUCUGGUAUAAUGACAGCUUUUAGGGAUCAAAAGACUGAUAAACCAGUUGCUAAACAUUUUUUUAGCAGCCUCACAUAGACUUCCCACACUUAAAUUUAUGGCUAUAGACCAUGUCCCUCCUUUAUCUCGUGGGGGUGACAGGUCUAGAUUAUUACUUCAAAGGGAAGCAUAUUGGAUCUUUAAACUGGAUACAGUCACGCCUAAAGGCUUAAAUGAAUACAACACCUAUUCUAUGUUUUUGUGACGUAUGGAAUAUAUUUCAUGGUUGGCACUAGUCACUGCAAAGUAUAGUAUCAUGUUAUAGUUUAUAUAUAAGGAAUACACAAUCUAUUAUUAACCCAAUGCAUAUAAGUUUUGGUUAACAGGAUUGAUUAUUAUGCCUUUUUAGCCAUAUGUACAAGGGACACAUUGUCCUGAAUAUAGCAGUGAAUUAUUUUAUUACUAAUUGGCUUGCUUGUGCAUUAGAUAUAAAUUUUGGUUUAUGAAUAAUUCUAAUUAAACCCACUAUAGAAAGGUUUUUUUUAUAUCUGCAUCAUUUAUAACCUUGUUUGGUUGGUUUGUUGGUUUUGUUUAUGUUUUUGUUCUUUACUAUCUGCAGAUUGUCUUAUCAGGAUGUACAUUGUCCACAUAAACUAUCGAUUUAUUCGUUUGUUUUUUCUGUGUGACAGGCAAAGAUGUGCAUGCACACACAGUAUUAUGAAUAUUAAUUUGUAUUGGAAAAUUAUGUAGCACACUUUUUGGAGGAGCACAUAUGUUGGUCACAUUUGCAUGUAUGUGUGGUCACUUUAAAUGUUUCACGUAGUUUACACUGUUUUCUCACAUUCCCAUACAUUGUGGUCCUCUAUUAUGUGGGUGCAACAUUAGGAGACUUAUAUUCUGCCCUCCAUAGUAUGUAUACCGUAUUGAUCACUAUAUAUAGUGAUCAUUUUACAUUAGAGUCAUUCUUUUGCGGCCUGGUAGAGCCGGGCAACACUCAUACACGAUUUGUUUAUUUUUGUUGCCUAGCAACGUCGUAAUUUUACGCGUCAUCACGUUGGUCACGUGGCUACACUGUCUCACUUCCGGGUUUCGGACGGUUAGUGAUUUCCCUACACACAUCUUUUGGUAAGUGUUUAUUAACAUAUAUCUAUAUAUAUUCACUUGAUAUAUGAUAUAAUUGAUCUUGAAAAAGGCCCUAUAGGGGUCGAAACGUAAAUCACAAAAAAAAAUUUUUGGCACAUGUAAUUUGCAAUUGAAAUAAAUUAAGACCUGAGAGUGCACCUUAUUUGUAUUUUUUAUUAUUUACAUCAACGCUGAGGUUUGCACCCAGGCAACAGCUCAAUAGAUUUGCAUCAAAGGGUGAGUGCCAAGUUCAUCUCUUUUUUUUAAUAUAUAUAUAUACACAUAUCUACUGAUAUUGGCACCCUUGGUAAAUAUGAGCAAAGAAGGCUGUGAACAAUUGUCUUCAUUGUUUAACCUUUUGAUUUUUUGUUUAAAAAAUAAACAAAAGUACUUGGCUUUCAUGGAUAUGUUUGUGAAGUGUACGUUUGGCAAAAUUGUUGGAGCCCCUGUGAGAAAAAUAUAUUUGAAGUAUAUUCCCAUUGAUAUUUAAAUUUUUUUGUAAAAUAUCUGAGUGACUAGGAAAAGGAAAUUUUUCAUCUUCCUGACUUACAUGGGUAUAAAUAUGAGAAAACACACUUUGUAAAACCAAGGAAUAUAGCUGUGAUGUGGGGCAAAAGAUUGUUGAGCAUCACAAAAUGGGAAGUGGCUAUAAGAAAAUCACAAAGCAUUGAAAAUCCCCAUUUCCAUCAUCAGGACAAUAUUUAAGAUGUUCCAGUCAACUGGAAAUGUUAUGGAUCAAGAAGAGGACGUGUGUCUAUAUUGUCUGAACGCCCUGUGAAGAGGAUGGUUUGGGUGGCUAAAAUUUCUCCAUUGAUCACAGCUGAAUAAUUACAGAAGUUAGUUUCAUGUCUGGGUCAGAAAGUCUCCAAAAACUACAAUCCAAUGUCACCUACAUCACUACAAGUUGUUUGGAAGGGUUUCAAGAAAAAAGCCUCUACUCAGGGGCGUACCUAGAGCAUUUGGCACCUGGGGCGGGUCCUAUUUUUGGCACCCCCCUCCACCACCCAACUUUAAAAUGUAAAAAACAACCACAAUUCUUUUUUUUUUUUUUACAUUUAUUUAGCACUAAGCAGUGUUUAUGCUUUUAAAUGUAAGCAUGUUUUUGUAUGGAGUAUGUUUGAGUGAACGUAGGAUGUGUGUAUGUAUGUGGUGUUGGUGUUUGAAUGCAGCCAUGCAUUUUUGUGUAGUGUGGUUUUUGAAGGCAGUGGUGUGGUUAUAUAUAAUGGUGGAGUUUGUAUGUAGUGUUGAUGUUGAAAUGCAGGGGUGUAUUUGUGUGUAGUGUUGGCGAGAUUCUGAGAUGUAUGCACAUAUACACAUACACACACCUAAAUACACACUGACACACAUGCAGAUACAUAGACACAUAGGAACAAUAUAUAGGGGGUGGGCACAUAAGAUACCACAAGCCAAACUGGGGGGAGGGGGGCACUAAAACUUUUCACUAGGGGAUGGGUUAAUGUGCUGCCAUUGGCUGCCUGAUGCCAGCAUGCAGUGCACAUUGGCAUCAGUCAACAAAUUUGCAUAUAAUUCACAUUAGCCACCCAGAUUUCUUGUUUGUGGGCUAGCUGACACCUCUUAACGUCGAUCUUUGUUUAUCAGAUAACUCCCUUAUUUGCUAUCCUUAUGUGUGAUUGCCAUAUUUAAGGACACCAAAUAAGGAUAAGGGAGCUAUCUGCUAAACAGCACCCUAAUUUGGUAUCUUUAAAUAUGGAAAUCUCACAUAAGGACACCAAUUUAGAGAAUUAUCAACUAAACAGCUAAAAUAUCAAUUUAAAAAAACAAAAAACAUUUCUUAAUUUCAGUUGUUUAGUAGAUAACGCCCUUAUUUGUUAUCCUUAUGUGGGAUUGCAAUAUUUAAGGACACCAAAUAAGGGAACUAUGUACCAAACACAUACACAUUUAUAUACACACACAAUAACACAAUAGGUGUAUGUCUGUAUGUGUAUAUCUGUGAUUGUGUGUGUGUAUGUAUGUGAUGUUUGUGUGUGUAUAUCUAAUUAUGUGUGUUUGUAAUUGUAUGUGUGUGGGUCUGUGAUUGUGUAUGUCUGUGUUUAUGUGUGUGGUUGUGUGUGUAUCUCUGUUGUUAAGUGUGUGUGUGUGUAUAUAUAUAUAUAUAUAUAUAUAUAUACACACACACAUACACACACACACACUUAACUACAGAGAUACACACACACACUUAACGACAGAGAUACACACACAACCACACACAUAAACACAGACAUACACAAUCACAGACCCACACACAUACAAUUACAAACACAAUUAGAUAUACACACGCAAACAUCACAUACAUGCACACAUUUAAUAAUUAAGAGGUCCACCCAGCCUCCCUACCUUGCUCUGGGAGGGCUAGAGUGGAUCCUCAGUCCCUGGUAGUCAGUGGUUGCUGUUGGGAUCUCUGUGCUCUUCAUGCACACGUCCCUUGCACAUCCUGUAAUAUGACGCCGAUGCUUGGAUGAUGUUAUGUGCCGACUCACUGCAGGGCGAAGACAGUCAGAUACAGUCAGAUGUACACAGUUAUACGCAUAUACUGUCAAAUACAGCCACAUGCACACCGUACCAAACACAUAUUCACUUGCACACUGUCAAAAGCACAGCUGCAGACAGUCACACACACACACACAGCUACAGGCAGAUAGUCACACACACACACACAAUUACAGGCAGACUGUAACAUAGUUACAGGCAGCACACAGUCACACACACUCAGUGACAUGCAGACAGUCACACACAGUCACAGGCAGACAGUCAUACACAGUCCCAGGUAGACAAUUACAGGCAGACAUUCAUACAUACAGGCACAGGCAGACAGUCACACACACAGUCACCAAAAGUCAGUCUCACGCACAGUCACAGGAAGACAGUCACACUCAGUCCCAGGUAAACUGUCACAGGAAGACAUUCACAGGCAUAGACAGUCACAGAUGCAGUCCCAGGUAGACAGUCACAGGCAGACAUUCACACACAGUCACAGACAUUUCCAGGGAGAUAGUCAUAGACGCAGUCACAGGCAGACAAACACACAGUCACAGGCAGAGAGUCACAGGCAGACAGUCACAGACACAGUCACAGGUAGACAGUCACAGGCAGACAUUUACACACACAGGCACAGGCAGACAGUCACAGACGCAGUCACAGGUAGACAGCCACAGGCAGACAUUCACACACAGUCACAGAUAGUCACAGGCAGACAUUCACACACACACAAUCACAGAUAGUCACAGGCAGACAUUCACACACACACAAUCACAGAUAGUCACAGGCAGACAUUCACACACACAGUCACAGAUAGUCACAGGCAGACAUUCGCACACACACAGGCAGACAGUCACAAGCAGUCUCACACACACACACACACACACACUCUCUCUCUCUUACUGGUGGAGGAGUGGAGUCAGUGAGUCCCUGGUGUGUUGGAGUUGGGGAAGCAGUGACUCCUUCCUGCUUCCCCUCAGUGUGCUGCAGUGAAAGGCAGCAAAUGGAGGCUGGCUGUAGCUCUGCCCCUGCAUCCGGAUUGGCUCCGCCUCCAUGGCAGAGUUGACUCCGCCCCCAAUUCUCCGUGCAGUACUUCUGUACUGCUGAAUUCCCAGCCCCUGCGUGUGUGAGAGCUGUGUGGCUCCCAGCACCCUGUGCAGCCAAAAAAUGUUUGUGAAAUAUGUGUUUUUUGUGCCUGGAGAUAAUUGAGUUUUGUACAGUUCCUGACUCAAUUAUCUCCCAGGCAUGAGGGAGGGAUUGUCCUAUUUUGUGUGGAAGUGUCAUGGGCGUGCUUGUCUGUGUUCAGAAAUGUAUAAAAGCAAGCCAUCUGGCCAGAUUAAAGGUAUUCCAGCUUGUACUCCCAGAACUAUGUGUCAUCUGGUUACUGGGAGGGGAAAGGGCUAAUCACUGAUCACUGCUCCAGUGUGGAGGAUUCAACGGGGAAAGUCCUUGUAAGGACUAGAGCUACCAGGACUGAGUGUUGUCCAGUGCCUGGGGGUUGCUAGAGCAAGUUCCCCAUUCGGCUUCAGGAGGGAGCGGUUCUAGGACCCCAGUCAAGCCACGGCGACUGUGGGCAGAAGUGCUGCUGUUUGUCUCCUGUUCCAGCUAUCAUGCGGUCCUUAGUGGAGGUACCCAGCCAGGGGUACAGGGAGAUCCGUUACAUAAGCAUUGGGUUAGGGCUGGUGUAGAGUUAGCGUUAACUACAAAAAAUGAAUAUAGAUCCUUGACAUAUAAGGACUGAUUUGUGAAUUUAUUUUGAGUUUGUUUUCUUUAGUUGCACUUGAAGUGUAAAAAUCUAUAUGUAAAACUGUGAAAACCAUUUUCCUGUUUUUAACAUUUCUUUGUACUUAAUGUGGUGUUAGGUUUGCAUAUAGAAUAUUAAAUGAGGGCUAUUUCUGUCCUUUCAAAAAUAAAAAUAUAAUAUGUAUGGUUGCACUUAAAUAGAAACCCUUAAAUUAUGGUGGAACAAACACAUAGCACAAAUUAUACGUUUUGUUUAGAUUCUGAUGUUGGAUAAUUGCCUCCAUUCUUAAGGGGUUUCAGUUUAAUGACUUUGAAGACUGACAGUAAUUGCAUGGAUUGUAAUUUACCUGUUUGUUUGUAAAACAUAUGUUAAUGAAACAUAAGAUAAGGUCUUAAAUUCAUUUAGAGUUGUGUGUACUCUGAAGUCUCUCUAAAGUAUUUCUUCUAUGGCUAGAUCUCCUACUUUAAAAAAGAAAUAAUUUAACAAAUAUGUGUAGGCAGACCGUGUUAAACUGUUUAAAAAUUGGUUAAUGGAAGAGCAGCGACAGAGGACUAAAGGCACUAUAACCAAUUUAAUCAGAUUAAAUGAUUAUAGUGCCUACAUUGUCCCUUUAGUUACUCGUUAUCAAUGCAGCUGUGAUGAGGGUUCUGUCUUGGUUCUGGAAGACCCUCGGUUUAUAUCAAACCAUUCUUGAAUAGCUUGCUAUUAAAUAGAGGUAUGGCACCUGGGGAUCCUUAGCUACUAAUUGCAACAGUGAGAUGUAGUGUUUAUAUUAUGUAGAGAAGGGGUACCCUAUAGGUAGAUUCCCAGAUGUUUUAGAACUACAACUCCCAUGAUGCUUUGCAUGCCUUUUGAAUGCUUUAGAAUGACAAACCAUCAUCAAAUCUGCUGGUCAAAGUAGUUCUACAACAUCUGGGGAUCUACCUUUUGGGCACCAAUGAUGUAGAGUGUCCCUUUAAAGUAAAUAUGUCAUUACAGCUUACUUAAAAAAACCAAUGUGAAUUAGGAUAUAUCUGUAAGAUGCUUUAUUAUUAUGAAAUGAAAAUUAUUGUGUAUUAUCUGCUCAUCCCCAUGUACUUAACCAAUACCUGUCCUCUAUCCUUCAAUAGGAAAUUCUGGCUACCCCUUAAAGUCAUGGAUGCUUGUGUCCUUCGGAAAUUCUGUGAACACUGGACACAAAUGCUACAACCAGCUAUAUAAAAGCAGGUUUUGUUGUCUUGAUGGAACUAUAAAUGCUUCUGCAAAAUAUGGCCAGGAAUAAGAAGCUUCUACCAGAUAAUGAGGAAGUUCUGAAUGAGAAGUCAAGAACUAUCUGAAUGUGGGGAUUGUCAGACAUGUCUUACCUAGGAACCCAGAGUGUUUGUUUCAUGGUGCAACAUUAUUUUAUAUAAGGGAGAAAAACACACCUCAAAGACAUUUGGUUUCUUCAUUUUUGUUCCUUGUUUGCAGGUCUCCAACUGCACCCACCGUGAAUCCUGCUCUUUUUUUCUAAUUAUUUAAAAUGUAUAUUAAAAUCAUGGCUUUUCAACUACUCUCAUGAGUGUGUGUAUGUGGAUUGUUUGAAUUUGAAGAAACAAAUAAAAUCGCUCCUACACAUAUCAGAACAUGGCAGCUCCCACGUUACAACAAAAUCAUUCACAUACGACAUGAAUGAACC